Molecule: messenger RNA, 333 nt
Organism: Naegleria fowleri
Lineage: Eukaryota; Heterolobosea; Eutetramitea; Acrasida; Naegleriidae
Exons: 1
Coding region: 1-333 (110 amino acids)
Source: RefSeq, a predicted model, not a curated record
AUGCCAACUUCAUAUCAGAUCACAAAAUGGUUAAAAUUCUGCUUGACCUCAUGUCAACGAACACCUUUGUUAAUUCGGAAGAAGCGUAACUUUCAAGAUCCCAAAAAUAAGAAAGAAGUGCUGGCCAUUAGCAAAGAAUGUGUAUCUCAAGUUAAGAAUUUAGAAUCUGACAACGACAAAUGGCUUUUCAUUUGUGAUAAAUUAGGCGACAAAUUUAUGGAGGUCAAUCCACCUAAACCUCAUCCUAAAAUCUACAAAUAUAAUAAGCAAUAUAAGAAGCUCAUGUUAAUACUUGAUAGAAAUGAGCACAGAUAUCCUUGUGACAAACUUUGA